Molecule: messenger RNA, 1148 nt
Organism: Klebsormidium nitens
Lineage: Eukaryota; Viridiplantae; Streptophyta; Klebsormidiophyceae; Klebsormidiales; Klebsormidiaceae
Source: the annotation of a GenBank genome assembly
CUUUGCUUCACGCUUUACCAGCAUUCACUACAUUGCAGACGAAGUGCGCUGCAGAUCAGGCGUUUUGUCAAAAGAAGAAGCUGUUUUAGAAGAAGUGGACACUCAGGUACAUACUCUUUGGCGGCUUCUGUUUUGCUAGUGAACAAGACAGCUUACCCCGUUCUCUUCUUCACCUAAGGUGGAGCUCAAAUUGACAAAGUUGUCAAAGUGGUGGUGCUCACUGCUACAGCCUCAGGUAAUCAUCAGAUUGCAGAUUAUCAAGCAGCUCCAGGCAUCAGCAAUUGUGUCGUAGUUGAAAAGGAAGCACCAGGCUCCGUGGAUCAGCCAUUGGACACAAUGGAGAGGGCAGUUCAGGCGGUCGAAGAUUCCGACUCCCUGUCGGGGAAAUACUGUUACUUUCCUAGAGAUCUGGGACUGAAUACUUACGGUGGAGAUGUAUCGUGUCUGCAACAGUUUCUAAGUCAUGAGGGAUACUUUUCGGAAGAACCGACAGGCUUUUAUGGCACCCAAACAAAAGAUGCAGUUGCAAAGUGGCAGAAAGCUUCCGGUAUAGAGCCAGCUGAAGGUUACAUGGGGUACCCGACCCGGCUAGCAUACGCCAAGCGAUGUAAACUGCCAACUGCGGAGCAAAUGCGUGCGGUCGAGGCCUCUUUGGAUAACGAUAAUGUGAGUGAGAAGUUGUGUAUAGACGUGUACUCGGCCCCUGACGAGUCAGGAACGGAACUCUGCGAAACCCGCUGUGUGAGGACGAACGAACAAAAGGUGCACGCCUGCAGAGAAGCUUGUCAAGUCGCAUACAGUAAAGCAUGCAACAAGGCGUUUCCAGCGGGGAAGACCUUCCCGGAAGGUGCUGACUACAAGGCUUGUCUUCGAAAACUACCAUCCGUCUGCAAGAAAACGUGUGCUCAUUACGAGUAGCGUUGUCCAACGCCGUACGAAAGACAGACAGUCAAGUAGCUUGAUGGCAGUGGAGUCGAAGCGCAGUGACGUAUUGAGCGACAAGUCUAAUUCUUUUCGACGCGUGUCCUGCCGGGCCAGUUUAAUAGAAUCUCUAGGUACAUGAGAAGUCUACAAAGUGACGUUGAGACUAUUGGAUCAUAUUUCAAAAUGUGUUAAAAGUUCGCUUAUAUGCAUGGCAAUCAUUGAAU